GUCGCAGCAGCGGCAGCAGCAGAAAAGUGCAGAACUUUGGCGCCCGCGUUACGCACGGACCAUCGAACCGCAUGGAAGGUCAACAGCAAACCAUCUAUAUUUUUUCUCCCUCCCUCUGCGUUUCUCUAUUCUCUCCCUUCUCCAUCUUGCGCAAAUUCUCUCCAUCCCACUUGCAAAAUCAUCCAUCUCCAUCCACCAUCUCCUAGACACGCUGUUACGACUUCACGAAUAGAAUACAACGAGAGGUAAGCUCCCACAUUUCCAAGAACUCCCCCACCUGGUCUAUGCUGCCAUGCUGCGAUGCUGCCCUCCACCUUGGACAGAGCUCCCCCUCAGAAUCUCAGCCUCACCACGGCAACAAGAGCAUUGCGGAGUCUGGUGUUUCAGUCAAUCUCAGCCUCAACUCUGAUUCACAUCGUUUCGAGCAUCUCAGCAUGAUCAAGAGUCAUCUGCCCCUCAUUACUACUUGAUACUCACAUUCCCCUCUCCAGACUUACGAAACAAACCGUCAUCAUGGCCGGCGAAACCUUCGAGUUCCAGGCUGAGAUCUCUCAACUUCUCUCCCUCAUCAUCAACACAGUCUACUCCAACAAGGAGAUCUUCCUGAGAGAGUUGGUUUCCAACUGUUCCGAUGCUCUCGACAAGAUCAGAUAUGAGGCCCUCUCCGAUUCGAGUAAGCUCGAAACCGGCAAGGACCUUCGUAUCGACAUCAUCCCAGACAAGGAGUCCAAGACCCUGACCAUUCGCGAUACUGGUAUUGGUAUGACCAAGGCUGUAAGUACUCGAUUCACACCUUCCGACGACCAUGGACUAACUUUCCCCAGGAUCUCGUCAACAACUUGGGUACAAUUGCCCGAUCCGGUACCAAGCAAUUUAUGGAGGCUCUCACUGCAGGUGCUGAUAUUUCCAUGAUUGGUCAAUUCGGUGUUGGUUUCUACUCCGCAUACCUCGUCGCAGAUCGCGUCACCGUCAUCUCAAAACACAACGAUGAUGAGCAAUACAUUUGGGAGUCCAGCGCUGGUGGAACUUUCACCCUCACCCCAGACACUGACGGUGAAGAUCUCGGACGAGGAACCAAGAUGAUCCUUCACUUGAAGGACGAGCAGAUGGACUACCUCAAUGAGGCCAAGAUUAAGGAGGUCAUCAAGAAGCACUCUGAGUUCAUCUCAUACCCAAUCUACCUCCACGUCUUGAAGGAGACCGAGACUGAGGUUCCUGAUGAGGAUGAGGAGACCAAGGCUGAUGAUGAUGACGAGAAGAAGGCCAAGAUCGAGGAGGUUGAUGACGACGAGGAGGAAAAGAAGGAAAAGAAGACCAAGAAGAUCAAGGAGUCCAAGAUUGAGGAGGAGGAGCUCAACAAGCAAAAGCCAAUCUGGACCAGAAAUCCACAAGACAUCACCACUGAGGAGUACGGUGCUUUCUACAAAUCCCUCUCCAACGACUGGGAAGACCACCUUGCUGUCAAGCACUUCUCCGUUGAGGGUCAACUCGAGUUCCGCGCCAUUCUCUUCGUUCCAAAGCGUGCUCCUUUCGAUCUUUUCGAGACCAAGAAGACCAAAAACAACAUCAAGCUCUACGUUCGUCGUGUCUUUAUCACUGAUGAUGCCACUGACCUCAUCCCAGAGUGGUUGAGCUUCGUCAAGGGUGUUGUUGAUUCCGAGGAUCUUCCAUUGAACUUGUCUCGUGAGACUCUUCAACAAAACAAGAUCAUGAAGGUCAUCAAGAAGAACAUUGUCAAGAAGGUGCUUGAGCUCUUUGGCGAGAUUGCUGAGGACAAGGAGAACUUUGACAAAUUCUACACUGCUUUCAGCAAGAACAUCAAGUUGGGUAUCCACGAGGACUCUCAAAAUCGAAAUGCUCUUGCCAAGCUUCUCCGAUUCAGCUCCACCAAGUCUGGCGAUGACAUUAUCUCCCUCUCCGACUAUGUCACCCGCAUGCCAGAGCACCAAAAGAACAUGUACUACAUCACUGGCGAGUCCCUCAAGGCUGUCCAAAAGUCACCUUUCCUCGAGUCUCUUAAGGAGAAGAACUUCGAGGUUCUCUUCUUGGUUGACCCCAUUGAUGAGUACGCCAUGACCCAAUUGAAGGAAUUCGAGGGCAAGAAGCUUGUCGACAUCACCAAGGACUUUGAACUUGAGGAGACUGAUGAGGAGAAGACCACUCGUGAGGCUGAGGAGAAGGAGUAUGAAGGUCUUGCCAAGGCACUCAAGAACGUCUUGGGUGACAAGGUCGAAAAGGUCGUUGUCAGCCACAAGCUCAUUGGUGCUCCCUGCGCCAUCCGUACUGGUCAAUUCGGUUGGUCCGCCAACAUGGAACGUAUCAUGAAGGCACAAGCUCUCCGUGACACCUCCAUGUCCUCUUACAUGUCAUCCAAGAAGACCUUUGAGAUCUCCCCAAGAUCGCCAAUCGUCAAGGAACUCAAGAAGAAGGUUGAGGCUGAUGGUGAGAAUGACCGAACCGUCAAGUCCAUCACUCAACUUCUCUUUGAGACCUCCCUUCUUGUUUCUGGUUUCACCAUUGAGGAGCCAGCUGGAUUCGCCGAGCGUAUUCACAAGCUUGUUUCUCUUGGAUUGAACGUUGAUGAGGAGCCAGAGGCCGAGGAGGUUACUGCCACUGAGGAGGCUAGCGACGUUCCUGCCGAGAGUGCCAUGGAGGAGGUUGACUAAAUGCGUGCUCUUUUUAUGAAAACUGGUCUUUUUUUGUGGCGUGCGUUUGGGGAAAUUUGCGGAGUUAGAUAUGGUUGGGUUGGGCAUUGGUCAGUCUUGCAUCAGCCUGCUUCACGUUUUUUUCCAUACCUCUUUUUUUUAUGCCAUCACGGAAUCAUUGUACGCAAUGUUGAAGG
Messenger RNA from Hymenoscyphus albidus, 2842 nucleotides. The record is from the annotation of a GenBank genome assembly. NCBI's taxonomy places the organism in Eukaryota, Fungi, Ascomycota, Leotiomycetes, Helotiales, Helotiaceae.